Messenger RNA from Entelurus aequoreus (snake pipefish), 5061 nucleotides. RefSeq names its product spire-type actin nucleation factor 1b (gene spire1b). The transcript is spliced from 18 exons. Gene Ontology annotation, molecular function: actin binding. Gene Ontology annotation, cellular component: cytoplasmic vesicle membrane; cell cortex. Gene Ontology annotation, biological process: cleavage furrow formation; intracellular transport; actin filament network formation. The record is from RefSeq and is a predicted model, not a curated record. The coding region runs from base 197 to 2614 and encodes 805 amino acids. Lineage: Eukaryota; Metazoa; Chordata; Actinopteri; Syngnathiformes; Syngnathidae.
GAUCCGCCCACCCGCUCACUGAGGUCUGUGGUCACACGUCGUCUUGUGAUCCUCGGCAUCAGAACCCCUGAGCGGCCCGAGAAGGUCCACAGUCACACUGCGGGAGGAGGACGCGAGUGAACAUCAAUGUCUUCCCCAGGUUAGCUUUCCCCUCCAUCGGCUCGGCCUGCCUUCUCGCUAUCGAGAUAAUGAGAGGAUGGCGGAACACGGAGGCGGGCAGCUCGGACUGACGGAUGCUGGUGAGCAUCAGCACCACAGCGCCAUGGCUUCCGCGGAGGAUCUGUCCUUGGAGGAGAUUCUCGGGCUUUACGGCCAGCCCGUCAACGAGGAGCAGGCUUGGGCCGUGUGCUACCAGUGCUGCGCCACGCUGCUCCAGGAGCACCGGAGGAGGAGGAGAGGCUCCGAUGCUGCCCCCACGCAAACCUACCCGACCAGGAUAUCAGGACCCGGCGAUGUUCGGAUUGCCAAAGACGGAUCUGUGAGGCUGCACCACCAGAGCUGUGAAGGUAAAUACAACGUGUGCACACAAACGGAGGUGAUUGAGUCUCUUGGUAUCAUGGUCUACAAAGCUCUGGACUACGGGCUGAAAGAGAACGAGGAGAGGGAACUGAGUCCUCCUCUGGAGCAGCUCAUUGACAUGAUGACCAACAUAGUGGAGAGCGAUGUCUGCCCUGAUGAAGGCUACGAGGCAACCGAGGAAGAAGAUGACACGGAUGACGACCCUGACAACAUUUCUAGCCUUCAUGGCUACAGGGGUAUCCUCAAGAUGUGUACGGAGCAUUUACCCAGUCAGUCGGAUGCCCCCAGUCACUACCAGGCAGUGUGCCGUGCUCUGUACACGGAGACCAGGGAACUCCGGACUUUCCUAGAGAAGAUCAAGAGUGCCAAAGAGAACCUUCGUAAGAUGGAGGAAGACACAACAGUAGGAGCCAGCAGAGACCUGGAUGAGCUGCAAAACGCAGACUGGGCUCGAUUCUGGGUUCAGGUGAUGAGGAAUCUUCGAGACGGAGUCAAGCUUAAAAAGGUGCAGGAGCGCCAGUACAACCCUCUGCCCAUUGAAUACCAACUUACCCCCUACGAAAUGCUCAUGGAUGACAUCAGGUCCCAACGCUACAAACUGCGCAAAGUCAUGGUGAAUGGUGACGUACCACCCAGGCUUAAAAAGAGUGCACAUGAAGUCAUACUGGAGUUCAUUAGAUCCAGACCCCCCCUCAACCCUGUGUCUGCACGUAAACUCAAGCCACCAACACAGCCUCCUCCCACGCUUCAUGAAAGGAUACUCAAGGAAAUUAAAUCUGAGAGGAAACUUCGAUCCGUGUCUCCCGAUGAGAUCCGCAGGGGGCGACUGGUAAUUCGACCACUUAGUAUGUCUUUCAGUUUUGAUGCGUCAGGUUUUGGCAAAACUCGCAGUAUGCCACAGGACUUGUUCCGUACGGGACUAGAGGAAUUUAGUCCAUACAUGGGCAGGAGGACGUCCAGCACUCUGUCUUUGAACAAUGAACCAUCAUCUCCAAAAAUGCAACCCUCCGGAUCUCGGUCUGUACCCCAGAGGAAGAAGCUUCUGAAGGCUCCCAGUCUUGCUGAGCUCGACAGCUCUGACUCCGAUGAUGAGAUCACAGGGAACAAAUCAAUCAGCACCUCGAGUGUGGCGACAUCUCUGAUGGAUGACACCUCUCCGGAGUCAGCACUGGGAAAGAAGACUCCUCCGCUGUUCCUGCCCAUCUCGUCUACACCGCAACCAGAGAGGCGCCAGACGCCCCAGAGGAGACACUCCAUUGAGAAGGAAACCCCAACCAAUGUCCGACUCUUUCAGCGGCCCUCUAAACAGAACUCUAAAUCUCUGGAAGAAUUUGGUUUCCCUGUGGAGUGUCUGUCUCUGACAGUGGAGGAGGUGAUGCACAUCAGACAGGUGCUGGUAAAGGCAGAGCUGGAGAAAUUUCAGCAGUAUAAAGAAAUCUACACGGCAAUGAAAAAGGGAAAGCUUUGCUUCUGUUGUCGAACCAAAAGGUUUUCCCUUUUCACCUGGUCUUACGUCUGCCAGUUUUGCAAAAAGCCUGUGUGUUCACAGUGUUGCAAAAAGAUGAGACUGCCAUCCAAACCUUAUUCCAGCCUGCCCAUCUACUCCAUCGGCUCUACUAACACUCUUCCCAGGGAGAGGAUAAGUGCCAUGACUUCUGCAGGACAGGGGCUCUCUGUGGCUGGAGGUCCGCUGACUUCAGAUGUGGCUGAAGCAGCGGCCGCUCCGACUUCCAAAGCAGAAGCUAAAGGAGCAGGAAAGGCUUUUGGAGCAGCGGCAGUCAAAUCGGAGAAGUCCUCCAGUGGCCAUCGACGGCCAAGCAUCCACAAGACCAUGUCCAAGCUGUCCAAGCACGGCUCCUUAAAGUCUCAUGAAGCACUAGAGCUUCCACCAGAGCUGACCGAGGACUGGGCCACCAUGGAGGUGUGUGUCGACUGCAAGAAAUUCAUCUGUGACAUUAUCGCCUCCAGCAAGCACAGCCUGUCUCUUGCCACUAAAAGAGCUCGUUUAAAACGCAAGACGCAAUCCUUAUACAUGUCCUCGCCUAAAGGAAGGGAGGAGUACCGGCCCACUGAGCGAACAAUCAGUGAGAUCUAAACUCUAGACGUCUCUGUAUGUACCACAGCCAUAAAUAAUACAACUCUGGGGGGGAUGAGGGCUUUGUUGAUGUGUCCUCGCCAUCAUGUACAGCUCCUCAACUGAAUUAUUUUUUAUCAUUAUGGAUAACCCUUUAAUGUCUACUCGAGAACUUGGAAAAAAGAGAGGAAACACAAUGUUUGUCUGUACUUUCCUCUCAGAGUGAUCCACCCCAGCUCACACUGAAACUAAUAAGCACAAGACAGAAGAAAGACUGUCUGAGCUCUUUGAGCUGUCACAACGUGGGGCACACGAGGCCUGCGCAGUGGUCAUGGGGUAAAGAGUGACAGUCAGAUUUAUCGAAACUAUACAAUAUGUAUCAGGUUUAAUUUAUCUUUGUAUUUUUUUGUAUGCACUCAUCAUUUUGGACAAAUUAUCAAAUUGUCAUUAUUUAAAGUGGCUCAUUUAAUUCUUUCUUUUAUUAACUAAAAUCAUUUUUUGUGCAGAUGUAGUGCCAUAAAGUGAAAUACCCGUUGUCCACAAAGUGUCUUUACAAUGUAAAAAAUAUACAGUAGUACCUCAACUUAUUAAUUGGUUCUGUGACGGAGCUCUUAACUAAAAACACUUGUAUUUUAAAACAAUUUCUCCCAUUGAAAUUAAUUGAAAACAAUGAAUUAGUGUUUGGGCCCCUUAAAACAGCACCAUUUUAACAUAUCACAUGCCAUUUCAAAAGAAAACAAAUAUUUUAUAUAUAAGACAUAUUGUAUAAAAACAAUAUAAGUAAGAAGUAAGGUAAUAAUAAAGCAUUUACCCUGGACAGUGGACUUUAUAUCCUUCCAGCUGCUUUUCCUCAAACACACCAUCAGCAGCUUUUCCAUAGUUUCAUAAAUAAAUGUCCGCAGUUUACUGUAGAUAAUAUUUUAACAUUGUUGGCUGUUGUAUCAACUCAUUGUGAUUCAAUAUGGUACAGACUAGCAGUGAUACGUUCGAAUUGCUUCGCCAAGUUAGCGAGCUACAUGCUCAAUCAGGUUUUUGAUUAUUUAUUUAUUUUAUUCAUUGAAUAUCAUCUGCUUCUUCUUCUUAGCACUGUCCUUCAAUUCCAACAAACAAAGUUAUGUCAAAUUCUAGGUGUAAGCUAAUGCUAGCAUGUAAAGUCAAAUGUUUUGAGGUACCACUGUAUUACAAAAGCAAUGGAUGAGAUAUGUAAAUCAGAAUUAUUUUCUAUACUGCAUGGUUAUUAAAAUGUUUAAAGACAUUGGGUUUUUAAAUCAAACAUUUAUUCAUUCAUGCAUUCACUUCCCUGAACCUAUUACUACUAUGUUAAAAAAUAUUGUGUUUGGAAGAAAAGAUAUGGGACAUCGCCCAAAUAACCUUGCCAAUAUGUAUCAAACCAUGCAAAAGACUUCGAUAUUCUGUGAUAAUUUCCACAGACUUGUCUAUUUGUUUACUUUUAAAAUAUAUUUGUUAAAUUGUAAUGAGACUUUAUGGACACCCUGUAUUUUCUACUCCAUUUGACCCGAGGGAAGGUCUGACAUAAUAAUCCAACAAACUCUCCAAACCCUUUCCCUCCAAGGUUCUAAGUAUUUAGGAAUGAACAAGCAGACAAACAAAAUUGCUAACAUUCGUAAAAGUACCUCCUUGUGUGGUUUGUAUGGUAAACAGUAUCCACAAGUGUCUUGAUUUGAACGUUGCAUUGGUCGUGCCGUGACCUUUUUUAAAUUUAGGUUGUGUCUAAAGCAUUAUAAUAAUAACAACAUCUAUAAAUCUCUUGUACAAACCAAUAAUUGCAUAGCUGGUGUACAAACAUUUAUGACACAAAUGUGCCCAUAUUGAUGUUGGAAGUCAUGCUUUCUAAUGUUUAUUUAUUUACUUGUUAUAUUAAUUAUAUUUGAUUUUAAAUAGCUGCAUUCUCUACAUUUUUAUAAUUGGCUAUUUUAACCGGCUGUUUCUUUUUGGCAGUAACAUUGCAGUAAUUAUUCUACAUCACAUUUACUUUAGUCUUCACACCAUUCAUUAUUUAUAAGUGCUGUUUAAAAUGGCACAUUGUACAUUACAUACAAUGCCUACGACUGUAUUACAGUUAUUUUCCACAGACGUUUUGACAACACACACUCAGCUCAACAAAUUUAAUAUAUGCGGUUAUUAUGCCUUCCUUUGCGAUCCAGAAACUGACUUCCUAAAUGUUGGCUUCAUUUUGUUUUGUUUUGCCUUACAAGUUUGAAUAUAUUAGUGGUCACACUAGUAUGUUAACAUGUCAUCUACAGUGAGUGUACAAGUUGUUUUUGCUGAAUGAUGUGUUUCAAUUGUGUUGCCUUGAUGGUGUUUGUAGGUUGGAGGAAGAAUGGAGAAGUCCACAAGGAGAAACAGCGUCAUGCAUGAACAGUUUCACUUGUAUCUUCAGUGUGUAUUAUCUUCAAACUCAAAUUCCUUGGCCAGAAUGCAACAAAUGAACAAAAAUAAAUGCAAUA